AUUUCCUUGCAAGUCCUGGAUGCAGUGGUUUGCUAUAACUGUUUGCCAUCAGAGAACCUGCCCGUGUUUAUCAUCACGUUGUGCCGUACCAUCAAUGUGAAGGAACUCUGCGAGCCCUGCUGGAAGCUUAUGCGCAACCUUUUGGGAACCCAUUUGGGACACAGUGCCAUCUACAACAUGUGCAGGAUCAUGGAAGACAGAGCUUACAUGGCAGAUGCAGCCCUGCUGCGGGGAGCUGUGUUCUUUGUUGGGAUGGCCCUGUGGGGUGCUCAUCGACUCAAUUCCCUCAAGAAUUCCCCGACGUCAGUGCUGCCUUCGUUCCUCAAGGCAAUGACAUGUCCCAAUGCAGUUGUAUCUUAUGAGAUAGUUCUGUCCAUAACACGCCUAAUAAAGAAGUAUGGAAAGGAGCUGCAAGCUGUAACAUGGGAUAUCCUUUUGGACAUCAUGGAGCGAUUACUCCAACAGCUACAGAGUCUAGAGAGCCAAGAACUUAAGUCCAUUGUACAUGAUCUUUUGACUACAGUAGAAGAACUCUGUGACCAGAAUGAAUUUCAUGGCUCUGAAGAGAGAUUUUUUGAGCUGGUGGAAAGAUGUGCUGAUCAAAGGCCGGAAUCUUCUGUAUUAAACUUGAUAACAUACAGAGCUCAGUCCAUUCAUCCUGCCAAGGAUGGCUGGAUUCACAACCUGCAGAUGUUAAUGGAGAGAUUCUUCAGGAAUGAAAGUCGUAGUGCUGUUCGUAUUAAAGUUCUGGAUGUUUUGUCCUUUGUCCUGAGUAUUAACAGACAGUUCUAUGAG
Molecule: messenger RNA, 795 nt
Organism: Tinamus guttatus (white-throated tinamou)
Lineage: Eukaryota; Metazoa; Chordata; Aves; Tinamiformes; Tinamidae
Source: RefSeq, a predicted model, not a curated record